This is a messenger RNA of Tarenaya hassleriana, 1575 nucleotides long. Its product is annotated as APO protein 4, mitochondrial. The coding region runs from base 512 to 1414 and encodes 300 amino acids. Gene Ontology annotation, molecular function: RNA binding. The record is from RefSeq and is a predicted model, not a curated record. NCBI's taxonomy places the organism in Eukaryota, Viridiplantae, Streptophyta, Magnoliopsida, Brassicales, Cleomaceae. The transcript is spliced from 3 exons.
AUUAUUUUUAUUCGAUUAGUACCCGUUUUAAAAAAUAUUUAAUCAUUCAAUUUUUAUAUAAAAUUCGGUUGAUUAGGAUAAUGUUAUUUGAUUCGGUUAUUUGGUGAGGCACCAUGUCGUCAACCUUCUUCGUUGGGCUUUUAUCAUGAUUCGUAAACUUACUGGGCUUUCGGGCGCAGCCCAGUAGGCCCAUAUAAUGAGUUCAGGUCCUCUGUCCUCAUUCUGUCCGCUCGCCGUCGAUCUUCAUCUUCGACGGGUCACCGCUCGCACAUUUUUUUUUGUUUGUUAGUUUGGUCGUAACUUUUUUUUCUCUCUCUUCGCAAGUUUUCUUCGGAAAUCCAGAUACUUGUUCGUCUCUGUGGUCGGCAACUGGUGGGCAAAUCAGGAUUGAGGUUUCUCCUUCGUAUGUGUUGCUGUGCUGAUUCACUGCAUUGCCUCUCUUAAGCUCGUAUGGCGAAUCUGAGAUGAAGAGUGUGGAGAAAACUUGUUUCAAGAAGCUAGUUUCUCCAUUAUGCGUGGCUCAAAUAUCGACCUGAGAAUACUCGGGACAAUGAUUCGAAAGAGGAUCGAGGAACAAAGGAAGGACCACCCAAUUCUCCACAUGAUUCCCGUUGCGAAAAAGGUCCUUGAAGCUAGAAGAGUUCUUAUCCAAGGCGUCUCUUUGCUUCUUAAAGUUUUCCCCGUCUUGGCGUGCAAAUCAUGCCCUGAAGUGUUUAUCGGCAAUGAGGGUCAUCUGAUUCAAUCAUGCCGUGGCUACUCGGGCUGUGGCGACAACCAGCUUCACGAAUGGGGUCCAGGAUCCAUAAACGAUAUACUGGUCCCGGUGGAAGCCUAUCAUCUUCAAAAAAUGUCUCGAGGUAUUACCAAACACCAUCAGAGGUUUGAUCAUGAUCGUGUUCCUGCCGUUCUGGAACUAUGUUGUCGAGCAUGCGCCAUCCAACACGAAGAAAUCCUCGAACUUUCCAAAACUUCUGAGAAGAACCCGUAUGUUUUCAAUGAAGAUCACCGUACUUUAUCCGGGGAAAAUCUCAGAUACGUCGCUGAGGGAACUGUAAUGGCAUGGGAGACUGUAAGAGCUUGUGUGAAGAAACUAUUGUGGGCAUAUCCCUCGAAAGUGUGCAGGCACUGCUCGGAGGUUCACAUCGGACAUAAUGUUGGCGGUAAAGCUCGGCUAUGCUGUGGAUUGCAAGGAGGAAUACACGUAUGGGAAAAUGCCCAUGUGAACGAUUUGGUACCCGAAAAACUUGUGUGGCACCGAAGACCUCAGGACCCGUCGGUUCUUCUGAACGAGUGUCGGGAAUAUUACGGCCAUGCCCCUGCCGUCGUCAGCCUUUGCAGGCAUGCCGGAGCCGUGGUUCCAUCCAAAUAUUUGAUCAGGAUGAAGCCUAAAGGUUUAUCUCAUCCCUGUCACUAGAGAGUACAGAACGUGAUACAUUACCCAUUGGAGCUGAAUGUAUGUAAUGUAUGGAUGGAUGGAUGGACCGAAUCCUAAUGUUUCUCUAACAAAAAACCAAAGGGGAGCCCACAUGUUUUAAAACUGAAACCCUAAAAUUUUCUUCAGUAUGGUGUUAUAUA